Molecule: messenger RNA, 1013 nt
Organism: Neopelma chrysocephalum (saffron-crested tyrant-manakin)
Lineage: Eukaryota; Metazoa; Chordata; Aves; Passeriformes; Pipridae
Gene: ILRUN
Product: chromosome unknown C6orf106 homolog
Exons: 6
Coding region: 1-849 (282 amino acids)
Biological process (GO): macroautophagy
Cellular component (GO): phagophore assembly site
Molecular function (GO): ubiquitin binding
Source: RefSeq, a predicted model, not a curated record
AUGGCGACGCGUGACAAGUUCAGCUGCCUCGGCACCACCGACAAGGACGUGCUCAUCGGCGAGUUCCAGCGCCUGCUCGGCUUCCAGCUCAGCCCCGCCGGCUGCGCCUUCUUCCUCGACAUGACCAACUGGAAUCUACAAGCUGCCAUCGGAGCCUACUAUGAUUUCGAGAGUCCAAAUAUCAAUGUCCCCUCGAUGUCCUUUGUGGAAGAUGUCACCAUAGGUGAAGGGGAGUCCAUCCCUCCCGAUACCCAGUUUACAAAGACGUGGAGGAUACAGAACACAGGGACAGAGGCGUGGCCUCCAGGGGUUUGCCUGAAGUACGUGGGGGGCGACCAGUUUGGGCACGUGAACAUGGUGAUGGUGAGGUCCCUGGAGCCGCAGGAGAUGGCCGAUGUCAGCGUGCAGAUGUGCAGCCCCAGCACUGCCGGCAUGUACCAGGGCCAGUGGCGGAUGUGCACUGCCACGGGACUCUACUACGGAGAUGUCAUCUGGGUGAUCCUCAGCGUGGAAGUUGGAGGACUUCUGGGUGUCACACAGCAGCUGUCAUCCUUUGAAACAGAGUUCAACACGCAGCCACAUCGCAAGGUAGAAGGAAACUUUAACCCGUUCGCCUCUCCACAGAAGAACAGGCAACCAGAUGAAAACAACCUAAAAGACCCUGGGGGUUCCGAGCUAGGCACAAUCAGCAAAAACACAUGGGGGCCUGCUCCUGACCAAAUCGAACAAGAUCAGAAUGGACUGUCACAAAACUCUGUAAAUCUCUCCCCCAGCAGUCACUCGAACAACUUGUCGGUAGUGACGUACAGUAAGGGUUUCCACGGUCCUUAUCCCUUCGGACAGUCUUAAAACACAAAAACACAAAACGGGUAUCGACAAGAGGAGAAUUUAAGAGAAAACUGACUUUUGGGGGAAGGGAGGGGGUUCAUGUGGCAGACAGACACAGCGUGGACCCCCCUCCUCUGCCUCCGUGUUCUGGAUAAAGAAGAAAAAACAAAAACCCAGUAACUUAA